Pseudophryne corroboree (corroboree frog) is the source of this 2439-nucleotide messenger RNA. Its product is annotated as extracellular calcium-sensing receptor-like. Gene Ontology annotation, biological process: G protein-coupled receptor signaling pathway. Lineage: Eukaryota; Metazoa; Chordata; Amphibia; Anura; Myobatrachidae. Gene Ontology annotation, molecular function: G protein-coupled receptor activity. Gene Ontology annotation, cellular component: plasma membrane. The coding region runs from base 1 to 2439 and encodes 812 amino acids. The record is from RefSeq and is a predicted model, not a curated record. The transcript has 7 exons.
AUGGCUUUGGGGCUAAUAGGAUACCGCCCUAUGGCAGUUUUUGCUAAAGGAUCAAAUCGCAAGCUGGUGGCAGCGAAAGCACAGGGCAAGGCCGUCCAGCAUGAUGACUUAUACACCAGUACAGCUCUUCCGAUAUCGCUGCUCUCACAAUAUCACCUUUCCCUGUUUCGUUUUCCCGGUUUCAUGAAAGAAGAAGAAUCUCUCUACACUUCCAUAUCUCAGCCUCAAUCAGUAACAUUAGAUUCAAAGACAAACAAUAUUACUCACAGAGUCAGAAAAAGAGUGGAUGCUAUACCUAGGUUAGAAACCUUCAAGAAAAAUAUGACAAAGUUGGACAGUCAUUCACGUUGGGUCAGUCCAUAUUCAAGUGUCUCUCUACUAAGUAACCGGAAAAUGUUUCCGUCUUUCUUCAGGACUGUUUCAAGUGAUAAAUUACAGUCUAUGGGAAUGACUCAGCUUGUUUUGAGUUUUGGUUGGACCUGGAUCGGUCUUCUGGCUACAGACAAUGAUUAUGGUCUUCUGGGAAUCCAGCCAAUAAAACAAGAAAUAAUUAAUGCUGGAGCAUGUGUGGCUUUUACUGAAUAUAUUAAUCUAGGACAACCAGAUAGCAAUGCUCCACAUAUAGUGAGGGCUAUUAAGGAGUCAUCAGCUAAGGUGAUUGUUGUAUUCUCUCUUGGUGCACAAUUUGUUCCUGUUGUGAAUGAAAUGCUGAAACAGAACAUCACAGGGAGGAUUUUUAUUGGAAAUGCCGGUUGGUCCAAGUCCCUCUCGCUAUCAGUAGGAAAAUAUUUUCCGAUCUUAUCUGGAACUCUUGGUUUAGCUAGUAAUAAUUAUGUGAUCCCAGGUAUAAGUCAGUUCCUCAGUAAGAUACGUCCUUCUCAGUCUAUGGGGGAGACCUGGGUGAACCUGUAUUGGGAGAACAUUUUCAACUGCAAAUUUCUCUAUGGGAAAAACCUUACUGGUUCUUUGGAGGCCCCAGUAAAAGAAUGUACAGGAGAAGAGAGGAUAGAUGAUAUCAAGAACAGCUCAACCUACAUUAGUACCUUUAAAUAUUCGUAUUCUACUUACUCAGCUGUGAUGGUUUUGACUAAAGCUUUGGAUGAUCUGAGAAGCUGCAAGGCGGGUGAUGGGCCUUUUUCCCAUGGGACAUGUGCGGACAUUUGGAAUAUCAAACCAUGGCAGCUCAUACACUAUAUAAGGAAAGUCAGACUUACACUAAGUGGUGGCAAAUACAUUUACUUUGAUAAGAAUGGAGACCCACCUGCAGUUUAUAGUAUUCUGAACUGGCAAUUGAGUGCGGAAGGGACUUUAAAGCAAAUUGUGAUUGGAAAUUAUAACUCAGCUGCACUUCCCGAUGAAGCUCUGACCAUCAACUCGAGUCUAUUACUGUGGUCUAUGGGGGUUCAACAGGUCCCACGUUCGGUCUGCAGUGAGAGCUGUCCUCCAGGAUACAGGAAGGCUGCAAGAUCAGGACACCCCGUCUGCUGCUUUGAUUGUGUCCUAUGUCUACAAGGAGAAAUUUCUAACCAGACAGAUUCACUUAACUGUAACAGUUGUCCGUGGGAUCAGUGGCCAAAUCCAGAGAAAUCCAGAUGUCUCCCAAAACCAAUAGAAUUUCUAUCUUAUGAAGAUACAUUGGGAGGAACUUUAGCUACAAUCAGUGUAAUAUCCUCACUUAUUCCUGUUCUUAUUUUGGGGCUAUUUAUCCUGCACAGACAUACGCCUGUAGUGAAAGCCAAUAAUUUCUCUUUAAGUUGUCUUCUACUGAUCUCCCUAUGUUUCUGCUUCCUGUGCUCUUUAGUAUUUAUAGGUCACCCCCACCACCAGACGUGUCUCCUGCGUCAGGUACUAUUUGGUCUGACCUUCACUUUGUGCAUCUCAAGCAUUUUGGCUAAGACUAUCCUGGUGGUGCUUGCUUUUAUGGCCACUAGACCAGGCAGCAAUGUGAGGAGAUGGAUGCACCACCAAGUGUCCUACAUGAUUAUUUUUAUCUGUUUCCUGCUACAAUUCAUCUUGUGCAUAACUUGGUUGUCCCUAGCUUCUCCAUUCCCACAAUAUAACACUGAAAUUAAACCUAUGAUCAUCAUUGUUGAGUGUAAUGAGGGCUCCCCCAUUGCCUUCUGGACCAUGCUGGGUUAUCUGUUUUUUCUGGCCACCAUUAGUUUCAUUGUUGCCUUCCUGGCUCGGAGACUUCCUGACACCUUCAAUGAGGCCCAGUUUAUUACCUUCAGCAUGCUGGCCUUCCUCAGUGUCUGGGUGUCCUUUAUCCCGGCCUCCCUCAGUGCUCAGGGUAAAUACACGGUGGCCACGGAAAUAUUUGCCAUCUUGGCUUCCAGUUGGGCUCUGGUGAUCUGCAUGUUCCUGUCUAAAUGCUUCAUUAUACUGUUAAGACCUGAUAUGAACUCCAAAGAAUAUAUAAUGAGGAAAGAAAGACAAUAA